Messenger RNA from Pristis pectinata (smalltooth sawfish), 1853 nucleotides. RefSeq names its product selenoprotein U 1a (gene selenou1a). The transcript has 6 exons. NCBI's taxonomy places the organism in Eukaryota, Metazoa, Chordata, Chondrichthyes, Rhinopristiformes, Pristidae. The record is from RefSeq and is a predicted model, not a curated record.
CGGUCCCGCCUCCCCCUCCGUCGUCUGUGAUUGGCUACCGACCCAGGACGCGGUCCCGCCUCUUCCUCUGUCGGUUGGGAAUCAAGUGGAAAUUCGGACCUUGAGCAGCGGCUGAAAAAUAGCGAAGGAUUGGAACAGGUCUUGUGUCAAGUCUAGCCGUGAUCAGGUUGAUUUCAAGCUGGCUCUGUGGACGGUGGGGCUCGGUGCUCUGGGAGCUGUGAUCAGCAGUGUGUUCCUGGCAAACACCAACCUCUUGAUGUCGCAGCCUGAGUCUGCAUUGUUAGCCUAUUUGUCAGAGGCUGAUCUGAGAACCUUGGAUCCAGAGGGACGUACGUUUAAAGCAAGUGAACUGUGGCACAACAAUGGAGCAGUAAUCAUGGUGGUCCGAAGACCAGGAUGAUUUUUGUGCCGGGAGGAGGCUACUGAGAUCUCCUCUCUGAAACCCCAGCUCACUGAGUUGGGCAUCCCUCUUUACGCCGUCGUCAAAGAAAACAUCAAAACUGAAGUGGAGGACUUCCAGCCCUAUUUCAAAGGAGAAAUCUUUCUAGAUGUCAAUAAACACUUCUAUGGGCCGAGGCAGCGGGUGUUGGGACUGAUGGGACUUGUACGCCUGAGCGUUUGGAGGAACUUCUUCCGAGCCUGGCAGAAGGGAUUCACCGGGAACACCGAUGGAGAAGGCUUCAUCCUUGGAGGAGUGUUUGUCAUCGGAGCUGGGGAGCAGGGGGUCCUGCUGGAGCACCGGGAGAAGGAGUUUGGUGACGCCGUUGACCACCAGUCUCUGCUUGACGCCAUUGGAAAGAUUAAGCCUUGGAAUGACACUAAAUUUGAGCCCUAGACUGUGGGAAAUGUUCACUGAUCAGGGAAUGGUCAGCACUAAACAAAGUAUUCAAAACAGAACUAACAGUACCCAAUGACCUAAACACAGUACCCAACGACCUAAACACAGUACCAACGACCUAAACACAGUACCAACGACCUAAACAGAGCACACAGAACAUUUGAAACGCAGCACCCAGCCCAACAACCUAAACGCAGGACACAAAACCUAACAAUCUAAACACAGCUCACAGUACCCAACAAUCUAAGCGCCACACACAGUAUCCAACAAUCUAAACACAGCACACGGUAUCCAACAAUCUAAACGCACCUCACAGUACCUAACAAUCUAAACGCAGCACACAGUACCCAACAAUCUAAACGCAGCACACGGUACCCAACAAUCUAAACGCAGCACACGGUACCCAACAAUCUAAACGCAGCACACGGUAUCCAACAAUCUAAACGCAGCACACGGUAUCCAACAAUCUAAACGCAGCACACGGUACCCAACAAUCUAAACGCACCUCACGGUACCCAACAAUCUAAACACAGCACACAGUACCCAACAAUCUAAACGCAGCACACAGUACCCAACAAUCUAAACGCAGCACACGGUACCCAACAAUCUAAACGCAGCACACGGUACCCAACAACCUAGACGCAGCACACGGUACCCAACAACCUAGACGCAGCACACAGUACCCAACAAUCUAAACAUGUCACUCAGUACCCAACCUAAAUGCAGCAUCUAGUACCCAGCAGUCUAGACCCAGCUCCACACCCACCAGUCUACUCUACCAUUUCCAGUGGCCAGCUGUCUAAGCCCUGAUCAAUUAUCUGCCCCUCAGCCACCUUUUGCCCCUGUGGUUUGCACGGAUCCCUGGCUUGUGCUGUGUUAAUGAAGGUCUGAUGGUAAAAGGUUCAAUCAGACCUGAUGCUUACAAAUCCAGUCAGGAGAGUCUGAUGCUGAACUGAAGUGGAAAUGUUGCUCAGAAUGUGUCACAACUGAAUCAAUAAAGAAAUUGGGAAACGUU